AUGUUGGAAUUUCUUGCAGAUAAUAUCUUCUCUGUGGUGAUAACUGUGUUCUUCCUGGCUAUCAUUCCAUGGGGAAGAAAUGUUUGGUUGAUAGCGGAUACACUGAUUUCUCUUGCGUUUGCAUUUGCUUGUAUUCUAUUUCCAGAGCGGCACUUACGAUUCCAGGUGGAUGGAGUGGUGGAUGGGGUACAUGUCCACAUGUUACGGAUGUUUGGAUUGAUGGUCCUAGGCACAUCAAUGUUUGGUGGCUGUGCAUUGAUCACAAAAGACAACACAGCAAAGACAUCCAUUCUGUGGGGUAGAGUCAUAGGAUUGUCCAUUUAUAUCAUGGCUAGAACACACAGCUUCAUCUACUUAAAAACUGGCACUACAUGGAAUCAAACGGCCUUGAAUUUUGGUAUCUAUGGAGACUGCCUGUGGUUGCUGGGUAACCUGAUAUAUGCUGUGAGCAUCACAGACUUAGGUGGAGCUAAAACCUCCCAUGGGUCACUGAAUCUCUUCCUAGGUUCUGAUUUUGUACAGACAUUCCUGUUUGCAUUCCUCUUCUUUACCUUCCCAGGACCUAUGUUGGGCUUUCAGUGUAAAGAGAAACUACGAGGCCUCCAUCUGUGCAUCAUCCGUAUGUUUGCAGCAUUCAUUUUCAAUUCUGCCAUCAUCUCGGGGAGGACUCCUAACUUCCCGUCCAUAACAGACAAGGUCAACUUCCUUACUAUCAGACUUAUUGUGAAUGCCUUCCUGGUGACAGCACAGCUGUAUACUCAACUGACCACUGACUACUGGACACAGUGGCACAUUUAUUUUGGGAUGGUUGGCAUGUCUAUUUGGUCCAUCAAUGCUGCCAUUGGCUACUCAAGGGCCAUCAAUGCCAUCAAACAAACCAAAACAGAAUGAUUUAGUGCUCAUGUAGAUGUAAAUGUGCAAUCAAAGGAAGUGUGAUGUGGGAACCACUUGGCAGUACAUUUCAGGAAAUAUUCUGUAAAGAUCUCAGCAUGUGUUGUGAAAUUUUAACAGGCUGUCCAACAAUUGGUGUUUGGUUUGAAAUAUUUUUGGGUGUUGUAUGUGGUAGUAUUUUGUCCAUAUUUUUUGCAUUUAACGUGGACAUGACUGUGUUAAUAAUUUUAGAUUUUUUUUAGUCAUUUGUUAUUAAUUACUUAAGAUACUCAAACUUUCUAACCAAAAGUGCUGCUAUCUGCAAUUUAUCUGUGGCCUUAUUUACUUCUUGAUGUCAAUUCAACUAAUCAAUUAUAUGAAAUUGUUUAAAGUAAUAUUUAAGGAAGAAUAAGUGGGUUUUUUUCAAUAUUGUAAAUUUUGUUAGAUCAAGAAGUCUGAAAUGUAAUAGUUUAAGUUUUCUGGAAAAGUUCUAAGAAUAUUUUCUCACCUGUUUCAUGCUCCAAUACCAGUUGUCAAAAACUCAUUUCACUUAAAAUUAUCUUCUGAUGAUAAAACCUAUAUAAUGUUUGUCUGUAUUUAAUUACACACUAUUCACAACACACUGUAGAUAAGCACCCUUCAAUGCUAGGAACUUGAUUGUGAUGAUAAUAAAUUGUGACUUCAAUAGAUCUAGUCGGGAUCAUAACUCUCUUCAUCUGAAUUUCAAUAACACUGUGUAAAGUAGUUCAUCAUGGAAUGAAUGUAUUCUGGUUUUGUUUGAUUGUGUGUUUUUGUGUGAUAUCUUUAGAUCAUUUAGUCAUCAUUGUGUACAUUACCAUUUAAACAUUCAUCCACAGUUUUGUUGCUCAAAAUUAUUAAUCUUUUACUAUGGUUUCCAGGAGAUGACAAAUGCAGAUUAUGAAUAUAAAAUGUGGACAUUCUUUAUGCAAUAGAAUACCAAAUUGUUAUUAAAAAGCUUAAAUUAGAUUUUACAUUUUGGUAAUAAUAGAGCAUUAUGUUCCAGCCUCGUCAAUUACCUGAAUAUUUCUUAGAAGAUUUAACUCCAAGUCAAAUCUAUUGCUGUUCAGAGCCACCUUAGUAGAAGGAAAAUGUAUAUGUUGAAAUGUUGAAUAUUGAAUAACAAUAUUGUUUAAACUAAGUAACAAUGUUACUACUAAUACGCUUUUCCAAAGGAUACAGCUUUAAAAGGAAUGAGCAUGAUCAAAAGGCAUCCUAAAUUUUGUUGAAAGAUAAAUUGAAAAUUAUGUUCUGAUGAUAUGUAGCACUGUGUACAUGGUGGAUAUGUGUAGACUUGCAUUAAUAUCUACAGUUAUCAUGUUAUUUGUGGUCAAGUCAGAAAAUAAAAGGUGAUACC
Messenger RNA from Ylistrum balloti, 2245 nucleotides. RefSeq lists its product as uncharacterized. NCBI's taxonomy places the organism in Eukaryota, Metazoa, Mollusca, Bivalvia, Pectinida, Pectinidae. The transcript has 6 exons. The coding region runs from base 1 to 891 and encodes 296 amino acids. The record is from RefSeq and is a predicted model, not a curated record.